AUGCCUACUUCCAACAACUCCCUCGAAUCUGUUAUGGACAAGCACUGUGAAAUGGUCAGUCACAGCGGUUCUGCAGACCAAACCCAGUUUUCUGGAAUUGCUUUCAACCCCUUGUGCAAUUUCAAUCAAGAGAUUGUCAACGAAAUGCAUGGAGAAGUUGUACUCCGAUCUGUGACAGAUGUCUUUGUCAACCAUGCCAAUAUGGAAUGGACCUGUACCUUGGACAGAAACCCAGCAGUUACAAGCCUCCUAAGUCUCAGAAGUUUUUUGCCAACUGAAGUCAACGAGGCUACUACCAAAACCAUUGUUGCACAGAAGCCAAAGACGAAUCUGCUGGAAAAGGUCGACCUUAAUUCAGUUUCCAAUGCAGAAAGCAUAGGUCGAGGGAAACAGGCAUCAAUGUCCGGACUGCCCAGAGAGAAAAUCCAGGCCGAUUUUGAUGCUGCCAUGGUGGAGACUGAUGAGUCCAAUGGGCUGGAGACGAUGGAGGUUGAGGAGGUUUCUGCGUCUAAAGAACGAAAACAUGGCAACCAAAAAUGUUAUCUUGAAACAAGCAAGGAUAGCUGUCAUGGAAGAGUUCUCUGGGGUGCAGAUUACCAAAUCAGCAAUCCAGAAGCACUUGGUGAAGAAGUGUGUCCUGACAAUGAAGAAGUUGGAGAAGCUGCCUGA
Phycomyces blakesleeanus NRRL 1555(-) is the source of this 669-nucleotide messenger RNA. RefSeq lists its product as hypothetical. The record is from RefSeq and is a predicted model, not a curated record. The coding region runs from base 1 to 669 and encodes 222 amino acids. The transcript is spliced from 3 exons. Lineage: Eukaryota; Fungi; Mucoromycota; Mucoromycetes; Mucorales; Phycomycetaceae.